GUUUAGACUGGGGAGCAGCAUGCAAACAAAUCGGUGAACCGCUGCGGCCUAUCACACCCCCACCCUCUAAGCCACCAGCACCACCAGCCCAGUUUUGGGGGGGAUUCCAGACACUUCCACUCUGCCUGACAACCUGCGCCAAACACCAUGGAUUUCAUGCUACCCAUAAGGAGUCGAGACACAAUGGCUUCCUCCAGCUCAGCUCCCCUUAUGGGCCCUCACAGCAGCUGCGCUAGGCACCACUACCAGGUCAUCAAGAGAAAGCUGCGGCCCGGUCGGAUUCUAGGCUUCAUCAUCAGCCUGGUGGUGGUCUGCACAGUCUGCUCAUGGAGUGCCUUGUCCUUGGCCACAACGGUGGCCACAGAGCUGGAAUCCACCGCCGAGGGCUCAGCAGAGGCAGAAGUGCCCCAAAGAACUCUUCUGCAGUACCACAACCUCUCAGCUGCGCCAGAGGACACACCGGUGGCCAUGCGAUCAUCUGAAAUAGAGAUGAAUCAAGGGGACUACCCAACGGACUACUUCAGCGUGGAGGAGAGACGUGAGGGCUAUGUGGUGCUUCAUAUGUUUGGCAUGUUAUACAUGUUCAUAGCCUUAGCCAUCGUCUGCGAUGAGUUCUUUGUCCCUGCGCUCACUGUCAUCACAGAGAAGCUGGAGAUCUCUGAUGAUGUAGCAGGAGCCACCUUCAUGGCGGCAGGUGGCUCAGCCCCAGAGCUCUUCACCUCUGUCAUAGGAGUCUUCAUCUCCCACAGUAAUGUGGGUAUCGGUACCAUCGUGGGCUCUGCCGUAUUCAACAUCCUGUUUGUGAUCGGGAUGUGUGCCCUGUUCUCCAAAGAGGUGUUGAACCUCACCUGGUGGCCUCUGUUCAGAGACGUCUCAUUCUAUAUCGUUGGCUUGCUCAUGCUUAUCUACUUCUUUCUGGAUAAUCAAAUCACACUGGGGGAAAGUAUCAGCCUGCUGUUGUGUUACACCUGCUAUGUGACGUUCAUGAAGUUCAAUGCCAAAGUAGAACUUCUCAUCAAGAGCAUGUUGGGCAGCAACCAGGUGGACAAGCUGGAGAAUGCAUCAAAGGUAAAUGCACCAGGAGAUGAUGAGAACAAGCUGACGGCAAAGCCCAGGCUGCAGAGAGAAGGCAGCUGUGCAUCUCUGCACAACUCACUGAUGAGAAACAGCAUUUUCCAGCUCAUGAUACACACACUGGACCCUCUCAGUGAUGAAGGACAAUUUAAAGAGAAGGCAUCAAUCCUUCACAAAAUGGCCAAGCAGAAGUGUAAAGAUGAAGCAGUCAGUGCCAACGGCGUAGCUGAUAAAAACAUUCCCAACAGUACAAAUGUCGCAGUGGAAGUCACGCCACCCAUGAACGGUGUUGCAGGAGGAGACGGGGAUGGUGAUGAAGAGGAGGAUGAAGACCAGCCUCUGAGCUUGGCCUGGCCUGACACCGCCAGGAAAAGGAUCACCUACCUACUCAUCCUGCCCAUUGUAUUUCCACUGUGGGCUACACUGCCCGACGUCAGGCGAGAGAGCUCAGUAAAGUUCUUCCCCAUCACUUUCAUUGGCUCCAUCUGUUGGAUUGCUUUCUUCUCCUACCUGAUGGUCUGGUGGGCUCACCAGGUUGGAGAAACUUUCUGGAUCACAGAAGAGAUCAUGGGUCUGACCAUAUUAGCAGCUGGCACUUCAAUCCCCGACCUGAUCACCAGUGUGAUUGUAGCACGAAAAGGCCUCGGUGACAUGGCCGUGUCCAGCUCUGUGGGCUCCAACAUCUUUGAUAUCACUGUGGGUUUGCCGUUCCCCUGGCUCCUCUACAACAUCAUCAACGACUUCAAGGCCGUCGAGGUGAGCAGCAAUGGCUUGUUCUGCGCCAUCGUCCUCCUCUUCCUCAUGCUCCUCUUCGUCAUCAUGUCCAUUGCAGCUUGCAAGUGGAGAAUGAGCAAGUUGCUGGGCUUUCUUAUGUUCCUGCUCUACUUCGUGUUCCUCAUCAUCAGUGUCAUGCUGGAGGACAAAGUCAUAAGCUGUCCCGUCACCAUCUGA
This is a messenger RNA of Toxotes jaculatrix (banded archerfish), 2025 nucleotides long. RefSeq names its product solute carrier family 24 member 2 (gene slc24a2b). The coding region runs from base 148 to 2025 and encodes 625 amino acids. The transcript is spliced from 9 exons. NCBI's taxonomy places the organism in Eukaryota, Metazoa, Chordata, Actinopteri, Toxotidae. Gene Ontology annotation, biological process: calcium ion transmembrane transport; long-term synaptic potentiation; long-term synaptic depression. The record is from RefSeq and is a predicted model, not a curated record. Gene Ontology annotation, molecular function: calcium channel activity; calcium, potassium:sodium antiporter activity. Gene Ontology annotation, cellular component: membrane.